CGAACAACUUUCUUUCUUUUCAAUUUCACGAGAGACAAUGAAAUAAUCGAUACAAGUAAUACUUCAUCCAUGGUAUCUAUGAAACUGAGCAGAAAACGGUAGCUAAAACGUAAAUAGUGUGGACAUGGGAUUUUGGUCAGUUUUAUCUGACCAUCUUAACUGAUGAAACAAAACGUACGAUAAGACGUUACGUGUAGCCCGGGCUUUAUACAUACAACCUCUCAUACGUCAGUCUGUGCACGUAGUGAGGUUACCUUAACUUUAGCAGGUGAAAGAUUUAUCGCGGGAAAAGCAACUGAAACCCUGAGCGGAAGGAUGCGAAAUAUGUCUGUUAGAUGAGGCUUCAACUUUAAUUUAGUAGUCAAAACGACAGAUUCUGAACUAUUAGUGAGGAAAAAGUAUUCUGUGAUUCGCCUUAUGUUGUAAUCCGUGCACAGAACUUAGUAGUUCGGAGAAAAUUCGAUCAGAUUACUGCAGAUUUCAUGUUUGUUUCGGCGUCCCACCGUGAUUGCGAACACAUAUAAAAAUGAGUGAAGUGGAUAAAGGUAUAGAACUGAAUCAUUCCCCAGUGUUGUUCUUGGAUGAAAGGAAUAAUCCGUUGACAUUUAUUAUAAAACCGUGUGCAGAUAAAGAAGCAAUAAGAGAAAUGAUUGAGUUUGGUGGUGGUGAAGUUGUUUCAAUUCCUGGCGACUAUGGUAUUACAUUGAUCCCAGAAGAUGUUGCUCUUAUUGGUAAUGAUGAAGUCUUUUCAAUUCAGUAUAUCAAAGAAUGUUGUACCAGGAACAAACUUCUGAACUUGAAUUCAUACAGACUGAAUACAGAGUCUAGGUAUUCAGAUGGUUUUGAGGUUAUGGAUGUUUUGCUUAAAUAUACAUCUUGGUCUGAUGCUCUGAAAGGCAUCCCAUAUGAAAGAAGCUUUUAUUUAUUACUAAGUAGUUCUCCUUCAGACAGCAGCUUUGAGGAUGAUCUUGGCAAUUUAGAGCUAGCUCCUGGUCCAUCCAGCAGCCAUGCGGUUGGGCCUCACUUACAGACUUCUUGCUCUAAUAAUAGGAUGGAUAAUAAUAAAAGUGAAAAGAAGUCUCUUGAAGGCAGUGAAAAUCCGUGUGGCAAGUGGUUAGAGAAAAGGAAACGGAGGAUUAUUAGAUUCACAUAUUCCAGUGAUAGUGAAGAUGAAAAAGAGAAAACAGGAAGCAAUGAAAGAGUUGAAAAUAUUACAUGUAAAGGACAUAUUAACACUUCUAAAGUGUCAAAAUAUAAUGAUAAGGUUGAAGAUACUACUCUCAAGUCAUCAAAACUGGGACUUAAUAGACAUCAAAGGCCAAAGAUCAUACCUACGGCUUCAAAGCAUAAGUCAUUGCGAAAGGAACUCAGCUCUUCUUCUGAUGUUGAAAUUAUAAGUGAUGAUGAGCUAUGGAAUAUACCUGUCCUGAAAUCAAACAAGACAGCUACAAAGCCGACGAGAAGAGAUUAUGUAGACAAGGAGAAACGAGCUAUAAUUGCUUUCAUCACCAAACAUGAAAACCAUGACUACGUAAAAGGCCGCGAAAUCUGGCAAAAGGCAGAGGCAGCACAGAUUUGUCCAGGUAGGACGUGGCAGUCAAUGAAAGAACAUUUUAUUAAGAAGAUAAUACCAAAUAUACAUUUAUUCAACUUGCCCAAAGAAGAGGUUCGGAAGUUCCGGAGACCCUUCAAAUAAGAAGAUGUCUUCCCAGCACAAGAACCCUCAGAGCUGUGAUACAAGGAGCGGUGUUAAUCGAAUUCAGUACAAAAAUAAAUGUCAUUGAUUUUACAAAUACAUAAAGAUUUUCCAAGGUUAUCAGUAUUAAGUUGAUUUGCUUUGUUUUCAAGCAAGUAUACACUUUAAUACAUUUUUCAAAUAAAAAUGUGAGGUAAGGAAUUUUCACAUGAAUCUCUUGUUUUGUAUAGACCUUGUAAUUGAAUAAGUAAUUUUGCAACAUUAUGACAAAUAUUCCAUUUAUUUUGUGUGAAAUUAGAUAUGGUAGAAUAAUUGUGAAUGAAAAAUGAGGAGGGCAAGCGAGGAAUUGGUAAUGGUCAAUUUUAAAGUGUAUAAUAUUUUAUGUUGUUGGUGUAGUGAAGCUCUCCAUGGUGGUUGUUUCAGUUUUGAUUCCAUGUCGACUGUAGGUGGGUACCAACGUCAUAGGAACAUACUGCCUAAAGGAUUAAAGAUGGAGGCAGUAUGUUUGUACCCACGUAGAGGUCAUAUAGAAUCAUAAUCCAGAAGACUGCCAUUGACAUUCUAAAGUAGUUUUUUGGCCUUUGAAGGAACUGAGGAAAGUCCAGGAUUUCAGAUCAGCAAUUAGGACCCCAGCAUUGUACCAGUUACAGUUGCACCACUGCAUUAUGUGUUUUGUAAAUGUAGGGAAUAAAUGUGUUCAUAUAUGAUUUGUUGGCUGGAGCAAGUACACAGUGAUGUAUAGUUUGCGAUUAGCAUAUUCAAGCAGUACAUUUGACACCAAGAGGAUGCUUUAUGUUGUAUACAUUGCUUUGAAAUUGUUUAGCCAUUCUUGAGAAAACUUAAUAGAGCUCUCAUUUGGCAGUAACAUUGAAGAAUGUGUAAUUUUUAAUCAGUUACUGCGCUCUUUCUCACUUUAAAUGUAUAAAAAUGUAGUAAAAUUGGCGUCAUGAUCAAUAAGAACUGGAUGACCUGUCUGCUGUAGGAAACAAGUCCAUAUUGACAGCAGGUAUUCACAUGACAAAAUACAUUGACCUUGAAUAGUUCCCUUAUUUUUUUAUUCUUACCACUGGAUAAAUUUCAUAACACCGUUAUGAUAAUGUAUUUUAUAUACUAAUGUAGGGAAUAAGAAUCUUUGAAAUUACUAAAUUCUUGGACUUAUUUAGUAAUAAUUGUGAAUGCAAUAUGUGUAUAAUGUUUACAGUGAACAAUAAGAAAUAUAUAUUUUUGAGUA
Zootermopsis nevadensis is the source of this 2927-nucleotide messenger RNA. Lineage: Eukaryota; Metazoa; Arthropoda; Insecta; Blattodea; Termopsidae. The record is from RefSeq and is a predicted model, not a curated record.